AGGUUCCGCUGCUGUUUCGGCCGGACUGCUAUUAGCGACGGACUGAACAUUGAAGCUGCUAAAAUCCAAAAAAAUAAUAAUUUUCAGCUCAUUAAAGAAAAAAACAGAGAGAUGGGAGAACAGCCGCUCAGAGUGUUGGCGUGUGGGGAUGUGGAAGGCCGACUCAACGCUCUGUUCAAUCGAGUCCAGACCAUCCAGAAGAAGACGGGACAAUUUGAUCUGCUGUUGUGUGUUGGAGAGUUUUUUGGAACGACGCCUGAGGCCGAAGCCGAGUGGCAGCAGUACAAAACUGGAGCCAAGAAAGCUCCCAUCCACACUUACAUCCUCGGAGCAGCGAGUCAGGAGACGGUGAAGAAUUUUACCAACGCUGACGGCUGCGAACUGGCCGAAAACAUCACGUAUCUGGGUCGUCGUGGUGUGUUUACUGGUGUGUCGGGGCUACAGAUCGCCUACGUCAGCGGUCAGGAGGCUCUUCAGGAACCGGCUCCAUCUCACUGCUUCACCUCUAAAGAUCUGUCGGCGCUCGUAACUCCGCUGAUCAACAACUCCAAGUUCAGAGGCGUCGACAUCCUGCUGACAUCACAGUGGCCCCGAGGAGUCUGGAACUACGGAAACAACCCGGAUGUGAACACAAAGUCAUGUGGAAGCAGCUCCGUCGCCAGCCUCGCCGACAAACUGAAGCCACGAUACCACUUCGCUGCACUAGAGGGCGCUCACUAUGAAAGACUCCCAUAUAGAAAUCACGUCGUUCUCCAGGAAAACGCUCAACACGUCAGCCGCUUCAUCGCCCUGGCAACCGUCAACAACCCCACCAAGAAGAAGUAUCUGUACGCAUUCAACAUCGUCCCCAUGAAGACCAUGGAUCCAUCAGAGCUGGUGAAGCAGCCGCAGGACACGACUGAAAACCCCUACAGACGAUCUACCAAAGACAAGACGGACAGACAGAAGCCAGCGUUUAGUACCACAGAGGAAGAGGAGCCGGCCCAUCAGUUCUUCUUCGACCUCGGCAACAAGCAGGGCGGAGCUAAUCGAGGUCGCGGCAGGAAGAGACCUUCAGAUGGAGACAGACACCAACAGUGGCAACAAAAACAGCCACGAAAACACCCUCAGCCCACUGGUCCCUGCUGGUUCUGUCUGGCCAGUCCUCAGGUGGAGAAACAGCUGGUCAUCAGCAUAGGAGAUCAUUGUUACCUGGCUCUGGCUAAAGGAGGUCUGACUCCCCUCCAUGUCCUGAUCCUCCCCAUCGGUCACUACCAGUCGGUGGUGGAUCUGGGCUCCGAGGUGGUCGAGGAGAUGGAAAAGUACAAGUCAGCGAUGAGGAGCUUCUACAAGAGCAAAGGCCAGCGAUGUGUUCUGUUCGAGAGGAACUACAGGAGUCAACACCUGCAACUGCAGGUCGUCCCGGUUCCGUUGGAUCGCUGCACCACCGAGGACAUCAAGGAGGCGUUUACUGUCCAGGCUCAGGAGCAGCAGAUGGAGCUGAUGGAGAUUCCUGAACACACUGACCUCAAACAGAUUGCCCCUCCAGGGACACCGUACUUCUACGUGGAGUUGGACUCGGGGGAGAAACUCUUCUACCGAAUCAAGAAACAUUUUCCUCUUCAGUUUGGAAGGGAGGUUCUGGCUAGCGAGGCGGUUCUGAAUAUCCCGACUCGAGCUGACUGGAAGGAGUGUAAACAGACCAGAGAGGAGGAAGAAGAAAGCUGCAAACAGCUGAGAGAUGAUUUCCAACCAUUUGAUUUCGCCUGGGAGGACUAACACACACGUUUGUGUAGCUGUCUAUGUGGGGACCCUGGUGUCUGUGAUCAGCAUACGAGGACCUUCAACAUAAAGUCCUCAGGAGGUCUAAAACACAACAUGAUCUCCAUAAAAAUAGACAUUUACAGUUACAACCACAGCCUGGAGCAUUGAUUUUUUUGUUGGUGUUGUUGUUUCAUUCCUUAAAGGAACAGUUUGACAUUUUGGGUGGAUCAAUAUCACCCUCUUACACACAUCUCUGCAGCUAUAGCCAAAAACAGGUUAGCUUAGCAUGGCACAAAGACUAAUCAAUUAGGUAUGAAGUUGGGAUUUUGUUGCAUUUGGUUGGAGCUGGGCUAGCAGUUACCAUCAGUUUCCAGUCUUUAUGCUAAGCUACCUAGCUGCUAACUCCAGCAUGAAACUGGAAUCCAUCCUGUCAUUUACCGUUCAGCAGGGAAUGUUCAGAGUGAGUUUCCAAAAAUGUCAAAGUAUUCCUUUGAGUCAGGGUUUAGUGUUUUAUAAACAGUUUUCUAAUAUUGACAGUUGUUGCUGGUGAAAACAGUGAGUUUUAUAAGGUUGAAAGCCUCCCUUUAAAGUUUUUUUUUAACAAUUCCUCUGCUUCUGCAGUUGAUUUCAAAGUGACUUUUUGUGUCUAUUAAAGUGAAGAUAAAAUUACCAAACCCUCACAGUCUGCUUUUGUUUUCAGAUUAAAUUGUUGGUUCUCAAAAGUCAAGGUUAUCACAAAUUCACAAACCAGCAGCUCAGAUAAUCUAUUGUCAUUUCUCUGGAGGCUCUUCUGUUGAACCACAACUCGGAGUGUAAAAGUUUUUAAAUGUAUUUCUUGUAUUUUGUAAAUGAGCAACAAUUAAACUUUUAUUUUUGA
This is a messenger RNA of Acanthochromis polyacanthus (spiny chromis), 2620 nucleotides long. RefSeq names its product CWF19 like cell cycle control factor 1 (gene cwf19l1). Gene Ontology annotation, molecular function: RNA lariat debranching enzyme activator activity. Gene Ontology annotation, cellular component: post-mRNA release spliceosomal complex. Bases 112 to 1758 code for a protein of 548 amino acids. Gene Ontology annotation, biological process: mRNA splicing, via spliceosome. The record is from RefSeq and is a predicted model, not a curated record. NCBI's taxonomy places the organism in Eukaryota, Metazoa, Chordata, Actinopteri, Pomacentridae. The transcript has 14 exons.